Molecule: messenger RNA, 991 nt
Organism: Paramisgurnus dabryanus
Lineage: Eukaryota; Metazoa; Chordata; Actinopteri; Cypriniformes; Cobitidae
Biological process (GO): T cell activation; positive regulation of ERK1 and ERK2 cascade; interleukin-15-mediated signaling pathway
Cellular component (GO): external side of plasma membrane; membrane raft
Molecular function (GO): protein tyrosine kinase binding; MHC class II protein binding
Source: RefSeq, a predicted model, not a curated record
GAGGUGCAAAUAAUUUAUAAAGAGUGAUGUACUAGAGGAGAAAGCCUGAAUAGACAGAAAAUGUGUGUGUAUCUGAUGCAACUGAUUUUUCUGUUCCUUCUGAAAGGUACCAGUGGAGUGGAAUACAUACAUGUUUUUGGCAAAUGUGGAGAUGAUGUCAGUCUACCGGCUAAUGAAAAGCUUUCUGACUGCACUAAUAUCACAUGGCAUACAUUUGGGGGUACACUGACAAUUGACCUGUUCAAUGAUGAAAAGAUAAAAAGUGACAACGAGCGACUGAGUCUGGCAUCAGACUGCUCUCUGAACAUCAAAAACAUAACAAAAGAUGACUAUGGAAUUUACCCCUGCGUCAUCAGAGAAAAAAAAGAAACUCGUGUUUUGCUGCAUGUUCUUUACGUUUUUAUAGCAUCCACACAUACUAAGAUCAGACCAGGGCGCUCUCUGACUCUCAUCUGUCAUUUGUAUGGUCAUUUUUUUGAUUUUGAAAAAGUACAGCUGGUCUGGGUGAAUCAGGCAGGUGUUGCUUUUCAAACAGACCCCAGAUAUCGGAUAACAUCCUUGGGACACUCAAGCAGCAUAUUGACUACAACACUUCUUAGUAAAGACAACAACACAAAAUUGAGAUGUCAGGUUAUUAAAGGAAGUGAAGUUAAGACGUCAGACACCUUUACUGUCAAAUACUCAGCUGCAGCUCCAACCGCUUCACCAAUAAAUGUUACCACCUCACAAUGUCAAGGAGAUUCGUCUUCCGAAGCAUCAAUAACUCCAGCAAGAGUGAUCAUAUUUCUUGGUGAGAUUACAGUGUUAACUGCUCCUACUGCAAUGCUUUUGCAGAUUAUCUUGGAAAGAAGAGCUGAUAACAAAAGAAAGGCUAAAACGCCUAGAGGAAAUAAUGAUACAAAUGCUUAAAGGUAUAGUUCACCAAAAAAGGUCAAAAUUCUGUCAUCAUUUACUCACUCUCACGUUGUUACAAACCUGUAUACAUUUCUUU